GACGACAUGAGCGGAUCGGACCUGUUCGACGAUGAUGUCCAUGUCGCCGAAGACUCACCGCCACCGACGGAUUCGAAUCUGCUGACCUACUCGGCAUUCAUGGAGUUGGCGAAGAUUGAACUACACGACCUGGAGAACGGUAUCGCGGCGGCCAAUGGCAUGGUGGUCGAGCUUGGCGAGGACAAGUACAUGAUGGAGAUUCGUGGCGCGAUCGGUGGCUGGAUCGAGAAGGCUGUCACUUUCGCCUCGACUGUCCACGCCACGUCAGAUGGCCCUGAGACCACCUCCUGGACCGUACACCUCGAGAACAUCAAGAAUCAGACGCUCGACCUGAUGAACGAGCUCAGCGCCUUCAGGGCCACGAUUUCUCCACCGACUUCUGCGUGGGCCGCAAGAUCCGCGAGUGCUGAGCGAAAGCCGACUGAGGGUUGGCUACCAGUGCGCGCAGCACGCUACCUCCUCCUCCUCCUCCUCCUCCUCCUCCUCCUCCUCCUCCUCC
This is a messenger RNA of Prorocentrum cordatum, 499 nucleotides long. Lineage: Eukaryota; Dinophyceae; Prorocentrales; Prorocentraceae. The record is from the annotation of a GenBank genome assembly.